UUUUGCAACAGUUUAUGCGGGUGUAACAGACGUCUUUACUGUACAGUCACUCACUCCCGAAGCUUGUCACCUUGAUCUGUGAACUUAAUUCGUGGUUUUUUGGACUCUUUUACCCGGCUCGGAGAAAAUGGCGUCAGUCGACCUUGCUAAAGUUGGAAAAAACUUACUGAAGAGCGGUGAAAGCGAGGAGAAAGUAGAGCUCCAGUCUCUGUGGCAGGACCAGCCGGUGGUCCUCUUCUUCCUGCGCAGGUUUGGCUGUCAGGUAUGUCGGUGGACGGCAUCAGAGAUCAGCAAACUGGAGCCAGACCUGAGGGCCAACGGGGUAGCGCUAGUGGGAGUCGGACCAGAAGAAUUUGGACUCCAGGAGUUCAAGCAAGGAGGCUUUUUAAAAGGACCCCUUUAUGUGGAUGAACAAAAGAAAUGUUACAAGGAUCUGGGCUUCAAACGGUACAACGCUUUAAGUGUGGUUCCUGCAGCAUUGGGGAAAAAAGUACGAGAUGUAGCAGCAAAGGCCAGUGCUGAAGGAAUCCAGGGAAACUUCUCAGGAGAUCUGCUCCAGAGUGGAGGCAUGCUCAUUGUGGCCAAAGGUGGAGAAAAGGUCCUACUACACUUUAUCCAAGAUUCACCGGGAGACUACCUGCCUUUGGAGGAGAUUACCAAGGCUCUGGGUAUCUCAGCCACAAUAAAAGCAGGACAGAGGCCAGUGUGCAACGAUGACGUUUGUACACGAUGAUGACGGAGCUGCUCUUCGUACCUGAACUGCACGUCUCGCCUCUUUGGAAGAUUCAUGAAGUGGGAUACCAUUUAAAAUGAUUUACAAUGAAGUAUUAAAUCACUACUAAUAUUCCAGUGCCACAGUUUUUAAUCUAUUGUUUGUUGUAAUGGUUUAUGGUACAAAUAGAGUGCUCUAAUCUUUGUUUUUACAACAGCUGGUAUUUUAAAUUUAACUUGGAGUAAAUUGUGUUUACAUCACUGUGAUUGUCUUUUUUUAAUAUCCAGUUUAUGAAGAACAUGCUUUACUUUGUAUGUGUCUAACAAUAUCUGCUCAUUAAAAAGCAUUUGACUUCAUUUAAAGACUUUCAAAAUGGGUCAGGAGGUAUUUGACUUCUUGAUAUGAGAGAAGAAUUGUUUUCAUUAAUAAUUCAACACUCUAGAGGCUGUUUUAGCUCACUGGGUACAGCAGGUGACCCAUAUGUCGUAAAGGUAAUGCAGAGGUCUGGGUUUGACUCUGCUCUGACACUGUUCACUGCAUGUCUGUCUCCUCUCUUCUGUCUUUUCUUCACUGUCGUCUCAGGAGAAAAGAUAAAAAUCCACAAAAAUUUACUUUAAAAACAAAAUCUAAACUCACAGGGCUCAAAUAUUAACACCUACAGCCUACCUUCCUGUCCACAAAUGGCCUUUCCUGGCUUCAGAAAGAGAGAUAGGGACGGCCUUAAGCUAGCCAUGAGGUUUAUAAAGGUAGUGCACAAACCGAUGGAUGAUGCAGUUGUGGCUGUGUCCAUCUUUUACAGUCUUUUGCAGUUCGAGAAUGGUUUCUAAAAGAUUUAGUCAUGUUUUAUGUUAAAAAAAAAAAUUGCAUUUUUAAAGCUGAGACUUGAGAUUGCGCCAGUUGAGACAGUCACUUUAAUGGCAAUAAUAACAUAUCUGAGUCACAAAAAUAGCAGUCUAGAUAAUUACAUAGCAGCAGGAACAUUCAUAAAACAUCUUAAACAUCUGGAAUCUUGCAAAGCAAUAACAUUUCAUAAAUAUUCAUUUAGCUAAAUAAACUCUAAAUGGGUAUACAGGUUGAAACAUGUUCAUAUAUAGCAAAAAAUGCAUUUCUAGUUGGUAAUUUCAAAACGACACAAUUUCACAAUUUAGGUAAACGUGGUGCUAAAACUAAGUGAAGACACACUUUCUUCUGUACCCGAUUUUCCUCCGUGGAGAACAUCAAGCAUCUACAAUAACACGUUUUAUUUGAUAUACCCUUGUUCAGUUAACAACUUGUUGCACAAAACAUGAAGUUUAAACUGUUUGUCUUCUAACCAUCUCCCAGCAUCGCUUUAAAAUGUGCGAUGUUGUUCAAAGGAAACAUCUGACAUUUUGAGAAAGUUAGCAGAGGGCUGAUACCUCACUGGGCUCGGCAUAAAAAACUUGAAACAGAAGGAAAUCGCUAAUCAGUCCAAAGGGAACUAAAAUUGCCUAAAGCUAUAGAAAGAAAACGCCCACUCUAGUAGUUAAAAAUGCACCUGUCGGUCACUCUGAUUUUGUGACCCUCUACUGCUCUUGGUUUAAAUUAUGCUUACAGUCUGACAUGUUCAAAUGCUAUCACACAGUUUCUCUUGCAUGUGCAAAUAAUCUAAGCUUCACUAUUUUCUCUGUAUUAUUGUAGGCUCUUUACCUUUGAUGCUAUAUAAAUAAAACGUAAUUAAAAUUGACCAGAAUCUGUCAUGAUUCUUUCCUACUUCACAAUCCAUGUUGAUUCACAGUUUCAUUUGUACUCAUAUUUGUUGGUGACAUACAGAAGCUCAUCAGCUCGCACUUCCAGGACUUUAACAAACUUUGGGAGAGACCGUUCACCGUAUGUCCAUCCAUGUACCUUUGUUUUUCUGCUGGAAGCUUUCCGGUAAAGAAAGAACAGAAGAUGCUAACAACUGUGAACUGACAGCUGUCGAGCUUGCUCUGGAGGAGCACAGAGAUUGGUUGAGAGUAGCCUUUUUUUGGUUUUUGACUGGAGUGCAUGGUCUUCACCAAAUACCUGAACUCCUGCCAGUGUAGUUGACGUUCUCCUCUGUCUUUUAUCCUGUCUUCCUUCUCUCACCCCAACCGGUCGCGGCAGAUGGCCGCCCCUCCCUGAGCCUGGUUCUGCCGGAGGUUUCUUCCCAAUGUCGCCAAAGUGCUUGCGCAUAAGGGGUCAUAUGAUUGUUGGGUUUUUCUCUGUAUGUGUUAUUAUCAGUGAUGGGAAUAACGGCGUUACAAGUAACGGUGUUACUAACGGCGUUACUUUUUUCAGUAACGAGUAAUCUAACUAAUUACUAUUUCUAUCGUUACAACGCCGUUACCGUUACUAACAAGAAAAUGCGGUGCGGUCGCGUUACUAUUUUUCAACAGACGGCUGAAGCUGUGUUCAACUUACCACAUCUUAUAUCAGUUGCGCGGAAGUAGCUGUCUAUGUAAGUAAUCUGGGCGCUACAGCUUUAAGCAGCUGCGCGCGCUCCCGCGGACGGCAAUCACUUUCUGGCCGAUGAUCAUUUUCUAGCACAACACCUGGAGCUAAGGGGCAAAACCAUCGCAUGAGUGCUGCUGUUUGACUGAGGAAGAAUAAAGUAGUCGUGGUAAGCCAAUCACAUGACCACUUCAACAUGACAAAGCAACAAGUUGAUAUAUACCAGUUUUUAAAUUGUGUUGAUAGGCCACGUAAAACCAGAGUCAUGAUAAACAAUAUAUACCCGUGUUUUUCCUGAAUAGUUUCGUCACGUUUAACGUCUAAGGACAGCGCUAGCACGCACUCUCUGCUUAUGACCAAAAAAUAAAAAAACAAAACAAAAAACAGCCCGUUCGUGUUCGUGGAAAAAUGUACCAUGUCGACCAAUCAAAAAAAUGAUAUGGCAACAUGACAUUUGGUUGUUAAGAAAGAGGGAGAAGUUUUAGGAGUGACGGCGAGAGAGAGAGAGAGCAGAAAAAGAGAGAGAGCGAGUUUUGAGAUGUGAGAGAUUUGUGACGUUUAGCGUGUUUGGAGUGUGUAGUUAAUGUGUUGUCUUGUGUAGUUAGUGUGUAGUGUUGUAGAUAGUUUUGUGUUGUGUGUCAGAACAGUGAGGUGUCUCCAAGUAGAAAACAGGAGUGAUACACCUGCUGUCUUGCCUGCAGGUAUCAGGCUGUGAUGUUCUCCUUUAUAGUGGACAGAAAUAUUUGGAGUGGCACAAAUAAUUUGUGUGGCAUCUUAUUGAAUGCAGAACACCUGAUUGUUCUGUAAACAGUUUGAA
Messenger RNA from Pelmatolapia mariae (spotted tilapia), 3962 nucleotides. RefSeq names its product peroxiredoxin like 2B (gene prxl2b). The coding region runs from base 128 to 733 and encodes 201 amino acids. The transcript has 7 exons. NCBI's taxonomy places the organism in Eukaryota, Metazoa, Chordata, Actinopteri, Cichliformes, Cichlidae. The record is from RefSeq and is a predicted model, not a curated record. Gene Ontology annotation, biological process: prostaglandin biosynthetic process. Gene Ontology annotation, molecular function: prostaglandin F synthase activity.